Apus apus (common swift) is the source of this 2052-nucleotide messenger RNA. It is a transcript of the gene MCCC2, whose product is annotated as methylcrotonyl-CoA carboxylase subunit 2. Gene Ontology annotation, cellular component: methylcrotonoyl-CoA carboxylase complex; mitochondrion. Lineage: Eukaryota; Metazoa; Chordata; Aves; Apodiformes; Apodidae. The transcript has 17 exons. Bases 56 to 1756 code for a protein of 566 amino acids. The record is from RefSeq and is a predicted model, not a curated record. Gene Ontology annotation, biological process: L-leucine catabolic process. Gene Ontology annotation, molecular function: methylcrotonoyl-CoA carboxylase activity.
GGGCUGCGGGUGGCGCUGCGGGCCGGGGCUGCGGGCCCGGGGCUGCUGCUCCGCCAUGCUGGGCUCCCGGCGGCUGCGGGGCUCCUGGCGGCUGCUGCGCCGCUUGGCCGCGGGCCCGCCCGCCCGCACCUACCGCGGGGAGGCGGUGGCCGCGCUGGGCUCCAGCCCUGACGCCAGCUCCGCGCUCUACCAGGAAAACUAUGAGCGAAUGAAAGCACUGGUAACUGAACUCCAACAGCAAGCAGAAAAAAUCAGGUUAGGAGGUGGAGAAAAAGCCCGUAAGCUUCACACAUCAAGAGGAAAGCUGUUACCCAGAGAGAGAAUUGACAGGCUUAUUGAUCCUGGGUCUCCCUUCUUGGAAUUCUCCCAGUUUGCAGGUUACCAGUUAUAUGGUAAUGAAGAGGUUCCAGCAGGAGGCAUUAUCACGGGCAUUGGACGAGUAUCUGGGGUGGAGUGCUUGAUUGUUGCUAAUGAUGCAACUGUCAAAGGUGGUACCUAUUAUCCCAUCACUGUUAAGAAACAUUUACGUGCUCAAGAAAUUGCCAUGCAAAAUCAUCUCCCUUGCCUGUAUCUUGUUGAUUCAGGAGGAGCAAAUUUACCUCGGCAAGCGGAAGUUUUUCCAGAUCGAGACCAUUUUGGCCGUAUUUUCUAUAAUCAAGCAGUCAUGUCCUCACAAGGAAUUCCACAGAUAGCAGUAGUAAUGGGAUCCUGUACAGCAGGAGGAGCAUAUGUACCUGCCAUGGCUGAUGAAAGUAUCAUUGUUGGCAAACAGGGAACAAUAUUCUUGGGAGGGCCACCGCUGGUUAAAGCAGCAACAGGUGAAGAGGUAUCAGCAGAGGAUCUUGGAGGGGCAGAUCUUCACUGCAGAAAAUCUGGUGUAACAGAUCAUUAUGCUUUGGAUGACAAUCAUGCACUUCAUCUAGCAAGGAAAAUUGUAAGAAGUUUGAAUCGCCAAAAGAAAAUAGAUGUGACUAUAGAACCAUCAGAAGAGCCUUUAUUUCCUGCUGAUGAAAUAUAUGGAAUAGUUGGUGACGAACUAAAAAGAAACUUUGAUGUCAAAGAGGUCAUUGCUAGAAUUGUAGACGGAAGUAAAUUUGAUGAAUUCAAAGCCUUGUAUGGGGAUACUUUAAUUACAGGAUUUGCAAGAAUAUUUGGUUAUCCAGUAGGAAUUAUUGGAAACAAUGGAGUUCUUUUCUCAGAAUCCGCAAAAAAGGGUACACAUUUUAUCCAGUUGUGUUGCCAGAGAAAUAUUCCCAUUGUGUUUUUACAGAAUAUUACAGGUUUCAUGGUUGGUAGAGAAUAUGAAGCUGGAGGGAUAGCUAAAGAUGGUGCCAAGAUGGUAACUGCUGUAGCUUGUGCCAAUGUACCUAAAAUAACAGUGAUUAUUGGUGGUUCUUACGGAGCUGGAAACUAUGGGAUGUGUGGAAGAGCAUAUAGUCCAAGAUUUCUUUAUGUGUGGCCAAAUGCUCGCAUAUCGGUGAUGGGAGGAGAGCAAGCUGCAACUGUUCUAGCUACAAUAGCUAAGGACCAAAAAGCAAGGGAGGGAAAACAGUUCUCUGCAGCCGAUGAAGCAGCUUUGAAGGAGCCAAUCAUUAGGAGGUUUGAGGAGGAAGGAAACCCUUAUUACUCCAGUGCAAGGCUAUGGGAUGAUGGAAUUAUCGAUCCAGCUGACACAAGACUGGUUUUGGGCCUCAGUCUCAGUGCAGCAUUAAACGCACCUACGAAGAAGACAGAAUUUGGGGUUUUCAGGAUGUAAACUUAUCUGUACACUCAUCAGAGUUACCUCUGUAUAUCUAGAUAGAGGCUGGAGAGCAAACUAACCACAAUAUUGAGGUGAUUGAAAAAUACAGAUUUGUAAAACACUAUUUGUAAUGGAAAUGUCAUAUAUUUUCACUUGGGGUAUCAGUGUUUUGAUAGUGAUUUGAGAUCAAUCAGAAUGCUUGCUUAGCACUGCAUUGCAUGAAUAAACUGCAGCUUUUAGCAUUAUGUUUUAUGUUUGACAAGAAAACAUUGAUACUGUAUCUUAUAUAAAUAAACCUGCAAAAUAACCUA